AUGAAGCCUCUUUUCAAGCCUAUUUCGUGGCUGUUACUCCUCCAUCUUCCGAUCGUCUGCGCUUCGGAAAACGGUGCGAGUUCGGUGACUAUCGACCAUGGAAAGGCACUCGUUGAUUGGAUCCGCUCCAAGGGAGGAUUUUUCCAUUCCAAAAUCGAGUUACGAAGAUUCGACGCCAAUGAUCCUACGUCCCCGUACGGGGUCUUUGCCAACGAGGAUAUUUCGGAUAAGGAACUCCUGUUCGAAGUCCCCCGAUCUUGCUUACUCGACGCAAUCAACGACUACAAAGUAGGAGACAAGAUUGAGGGCUUCUUUGUUAAUAAGGAAUGGCAUCCGGCGACAGUCGCGGCCUUUUACCCCGAAGACGACACGUUCGAUGUUGCCUACGACGACGGCGACUUUGAGAGCCGCGUGCCGCGCUCAUCCAUCCAAUGGCCAUCAAGUGCCAUGAAUUGCGGAACGGUCCGCAGUCUUCUUCGAGAGUUUGAUUUGGGCGAGGAGUCCGAUUACGCUCCCUUUACCAAUUACCUACGCGAACAACCUUACGGACAGCUUCCCAGUGCCUGGUCCGUGGCGGGCAAAUCUCUCCUUUUGGAAAUGCUCGGUCAAGACUUGAGCGGCAAGCAGACUCUGCCGCCCUUUGAGGCCUUGGAUUGGCUUACAUCGGGAUGGCACAAUCUAUGUCGCGGCAGUACGGACCCGUUCGCAGAAAACGCGGCCAUGAUGGUGGUGCAACGUUGCUGGGACGAACUCCUUAUUCCUAUUUACGACAUGGUGAGCCACCGAAAUGGCCGUUGGUUGAAUACGCAAAGUAACUCCGUUCAAGAUGGGGGUCCGGUGAGCGUCACGGCAUCUCGAAAAAUCCAAGCGGGAGAGGAACUCUACUCGACCUAUAAUUUUUGUACCGACUGCGAUGCCCGAGCGCAUUGGUACGGAACCGGAGAGAUUCUUCGGGACUACGGAUUCGUGGAAUUGUAUCCUCAAAGAUGGCUCUUUCCUGACCAAAAAAUCUCGUUUGAUAUCGAUGAGAAAUUGAACGAGGAAGGAAAGCCUACGGGAGAAAUGAUUAUACACUGGAACGGGCUUACUGCUACUACUCUGGACUUUCUCGAGAAACAGAUUCGUCGACUAGACUUUUUUGCCGAAACGGAGCUCCGGUCGCGUGAUGUUGAGGUCCUGGACUAUGAAUGGGAUACGAUUAAUCAAUAUCACCAGGCACUUUCGAUAGCGAUGAAGGAAGCAGCCCGCCAUCUUGCCUCUCAGUCUAAGACUGGAGUCAAAACAACUUGUAGCGACGGUGAAGGGCCCUGCGCGCUUACCUCCACAAUCUAUGAUUCGUUGGAACAAGAAGAGGUGGAGGCUUGGGCGGCUUACCGCCCCGAAACAUGCAAAUUCAAGGAUCUCUUCAAGUUCGAUACAUGGUCUGUUACGGAAGAAAUCAAGUCUCCCUAUCAGAAAAUUGCGUUCUUUUCAGACCCUACCAUGAAAGACACGUGUUUUGAACUGGAUGCGAUUGUUCAGAUUUGUACAAGUUAUCGUCCUCACUAUCAUGAAAUGGCGGUUCACUAUACGGCACGCUUUUUGGACAAAAUCCAGCGAGUGCUGUUCGUUGGUGGAGGGGAUUCCAUGCUACUUCAUGAUAUCAUCAAAUAUCCUUCUCUGGAACUUGUGGUUGGUCUGGAGCUAGACCAGAAGGUGACGCGAGGGGCCUUCAAGUACUACGGAGCCCAGCCUCAUUGGGACAAUGAAAAAGUUGAAUGGUGGUACGGCGACGCAACCAAGAGCUUGCUGAUGAUACCUAAGGAAUACUUCGGGUCCUUUGACAUGGUAUUGGUUGAUCUUUCCGAGACUGUCAUGUCCUUUCCAGUUACCCGGGAUCUGGAUGUCAUGGAAGCUCUUUCACUUCUCGUCAAGCCGGACGGAAUUUUUGUGAAGAAUGAGUACAAUUAUUUCAAAGAGAUGUCCGAAAUCUUUGAGCAUACCGUGCAUGUUUUCUAUCACGAUGUUCCGUUCGUUUGCUCUCAAUCUUUGAUGCUGGGUAGCGACAAAGUUGAUUUUCUUCGAACGCCUACAACGGAUCAUAAAGUCGACUACGUGUACAACUUACUUGAUUCCAAUGACUCGCUUGACAAUGCCCAUGACUAUCAACGCAACUAUACUAGCGUGCACCGCCAGAUCUCUUGCCAGAAGGAUGAUGAAGAGGAGCUAGGCGUUCAAGAGCGCAGUCCGGGUAUCCUUAUGAUUGUUGAAGUAGAGAAAGCAACGGCCGCCCUCGACCUACAGUCGCUUGAAAGAAGUCUCACCUCUGCUCUAAAACAAGAAGGACUGAUAGUUCUCUCUACUGUACUUUCAGAAGAGGCCGGUAACUCUAUUGUGCUCAUAUUCGCCGAGGGCUACGUUGUUGCUCGAAGCAUGUCCCAGGAUGCUUAUUGCGCGUUUGACAUCCAACUCUGGAGUAGCUUUGAGAAACAGGAUAGCAUCAGAAAGGCCGUUAUUGCAGCCGUUGGAAGCGACAGCGUCGGUGCGUCGUCGUCCGCAUACAGAAUUGUCUCAGGAGGAAUGUUUGGCGCCGAAAAGUGGAAAAGCGAUGCAAAGAGUAUAGGUCCUCAUAUGAACAAUUUAUGCCUAGACCCCGUGGAACAAAUCCGGAAUAUACCCAUUGAUGACAAAAUCGUGGAGACUGUCCUGAAUGAAAGCAUGAGCCUCGUUCAAGACGAAAGCUUCAUUAUUGGCGUACUUUGCGGCCAGAGCGGUCAGGCAUGCAAGAGUGCCGAGAUACUCAAGAAACAAGACAAGAUCGAGGAGGUGGUGACUCUCGCGACUUGUCUCAAUCUUGCACCUGGUGCUGAAUUUGCAGCUGACGGACUUGCCCAAAUGGAAACUUGUGAGAAAGAAGUGUGGAAGCUGCUGAGUGGAUCUUUGUCAGCGCGCGGGAAGAAGCUGCGUGCAAUUGUCAUUGAUGAAGGCGCAUCUUCUACGAUGGCUCGAAUUUUGUUCCGAAUCUUCAGAAGCUCAAGAAACGCCAAAAGAUGGCUAGCGGAAGACAUCUUAGUUCAGGCGCCAACGGUCGAUCACUCGGAAUCCUGGCGUAGUGUUUUUGUUGAUGAGUUCCGUAGAGAAAUUUUCAAAAAGGAACCAGUCUACACCGCGGAAGUUUAUUUCAACACGACAGCAAGCAGCUUAAAGCUAUCGAUCACUUCCGCUGGCGACGAGCACUUCGUGCGCCACUUGGUUGACUUCGCGACAAAGGCAGAGCAAUCGGCCGAGGUUGUUUCGGAAGUACGAAGCGUCCGUGGAGCACUAGAGUUCAAAUUCUUUGAUAACUAUCGACCUUCUCAACUGUUUGAACCCGACGCUUACGAUCAAUCGUCAUCGCUUGAGCAAUGGAAUUCACAGAAACCGCUGGGUCACCAAACAGUGUUUCAGCUCGAAACGGAAGGAAGUGAAACAUCAAUGUCAUUGACCACGAUUAAAGAGUCUCUUAAUUCGGCAAUCCGGUCUAUCGUGCCUGAAAACACUCCUGAGGUGAAGAUUGAAAUGUUCACGGAAAUGGGCGACGGUUGUGUAUUUGUUGCUCUCUGGGCAGAGGGAAACAUAGUUGCCCUCUGGGAUGGCAGAAAACACGUCGAUCUUAACUUGUUUACAUUCAUUGAAAGCGUUGAAGUUGCGGAUACAUUCGUGUUGCAGUUUGGGGCGGAAGACCCUAAACUACACACAGUUCUCCGGGACGAUCAACCCAGAGGAACUGGGCGUGUUGUCAACUUCAAAACGGAUUUUGAGCCAGGUAAGAGCCCCAUUUGGAGCGUAGCGUAAAAACGAUAUCUAGGUCCAUCUCUGUUCUUGUGUUU
This is a messenger RNA of Phaeodactylum tricornutum CCAP 1055/1, 3848 nucleotides long. RefSeq lists its product with no specific name. Gene Ontology annotation, biological process: polyamine biosynthetic process. The record is from RefSeq and is a predicted model, not a curated record. NCBI's taxonomy places the organism in Eukaryota, Bacillariophyta, Bacillariophyceae, Surirellales, Neidiaceae. The coding region runs from base 1 to 3813 and encodes 1270 amino acids. Gene Ontology annotation, molecular function: thermospermine synthase activity; protein binding. The transcript has a single exon.